Messenger RNA from Falco peregrinus (peregrine falcon), 712 nucleotides. RefSeq names its product cortistatin (gene CORT). The record is from RefSeq and is a predicted model, not a curated record. The coding region runs from base 293 to 592 and encodes 99 amino acids. The transcript has 2 exons. NCBI's taxonomy places the organism in Eukaryota, Metazoa, Chordata, Aves, Falconiformes, Falconidae. Gene Ontology annotation, biological process: regulation of cell migration. Gene Ontology annotation, cellular component: extracellular region. Gene Ontology annotation, molecular function: hormone activity.
CCCACCCCUGCUAAGAUCUCUAGCUGCUGCCAAAGAGUCUGGAUCUCUUGCAGCUCAGGAACAGCUAAGAGCAGAGGGGAUGUUAGCAAUGGAUUAGUGCAGGGGAAGAGCUGCCUGGUUUCACUAACAGCCACAGCUGAUGAUGCAUAAGGAAUAUCCUCUAACAGCAGGCUGAAUUUUGCCUUUCCCACCCCUGGGUCUGAAGCUGCCGGUUCUGCUUGGAGCAGGUUAUUUCAAAGCAUAGCACUUACAGCCAGGAAAGAAGCUUACGAGGAAGACGUGACCCAGAGACAUGCUUAGCUGGGUUCCCCAGUCCCAGUCCGUCUCCCAGAGGCUUAAGACACUUCUGUACUUGCAGCACAGGAGCAGGAAUCAGGAACAGAGCACAGCCCGGCGAGACGCCAUCCUGAAGAUGCUGGCGGGCCUGCUGGACAGCGUGGAUGUGGGGCGCGAGGCGGCGUCCCCUGACAUUGAAGAGGAGGGCAAGCUGGAGGAGGAGCGGGCGGUGCUGGGGAGGCUCACCCAGCUAUCACAGCGGGACCGCAAGGCCCCCUGCAAGAACUUCUUCUGGAAAACCUUCACCUCCUGCUAGUGCCACCCGGCCUGACCCCGCCGGGCCGCCUGCCCACCAACACCCUCCCCUUCCCUCAGCUGCCCGGCCCGUGAGCUCCCUCCCUUUUUUUCCUCACCCCUGACAAUAAAGCAUGGCGCC